Molecule: messenger RNA, 969 nt
Organism: Geodia barretti
Lineage: Eukaryota; Metazoa; Porifera; Demospongiae; Tetractinellida; Geodiidae
Source: the annotation of a GenBank genome assembly
AUGGAAUACAGCAUACUGGGCCGCACCGGCCUGCGGGUGUCGCGGGCCGGAUUCGGAGGCGGAGGCAUCGGACAGGUCUGGGGCGCGACCACUGAAUCGGAGGCCAUCAGGUCAGUUCACCGCGCUCUGGAUCUCGGUAUCACGUUCUUUGACGUCGCCCCCUCCUACGGCGAUGGCAAGGCCGAGGAAGCGCUCGGCAAGGCGCUGGUCGGCCGGCGCGAGCAGGUGGUCGUCGCCACCAAAGUCAGGCUGAGGGCCGACGAUAUGCAUGACGUGGCGGGAGCCGUAUCUCGCUCCGUGGAACGUAGCCUGAACCUCUUGCGGCGAGACCAAGUGGACGUACUGCACGUACACAACCGGUUCACCGAACGGCGAGGCGAGGCCUUGGACUCGAUCACCGGCGACGACGUGCUGGGGCCUGUGCUGGAUGCCUACAAGGAGAUGCAGCAGGCCAACAAGACGAGGUUCAUCGGCCUGUCCGCCAUGGACCACCACGUUCCCACGAUGCAUCGGCUGCUCAACAGCGGCGAAUACGACACGGUCCUGGCCUACUACAACCUGCUGAACACAACGGCCCAGGUACCCAAACCCUCGGGAGCCGAUGUCUUCGACAACGGGCAGAUUAUUCCGCUGGCAAAGACCAAGGGGAUGGGCAUCAUCGGCAUCCGCUCCCACGCCGCCGGGGCCCUGACUCCGGCGCUGGACCGUCCUCCCAACCCCGGCGAUGCGCUGAUGGAAGCCGACCUCCGAAAGGCGGCCAAGCUGGACUUCCUGCUGGACGGGCCAAUCGAAACCCUAUCGCAGGCGGCGAUGGUCUUCAGCCUGAUGAACCGCGACAUCCAUUCCACGGUCCCCGGGGUCAAGAACGAAGCGGAGGCAGAAGAAACCGCCGCUUGCGUCGAUCUGCCCCCGAUCCCGGAAGAGCACCUGCAGCGACUACAGGAGUUGUACGAGCAGGACUUCCGGUAG